Erigeron canadensis is the source of this 678-nucleotide messenger RNA. Its product is annotated as NHP2-like protein 1. NCBI's taxonomy places the organism in Eukaryota, Viridiplantae, Streptophyta, Magnoliopsida, Asterales, Asteraceae. The record is from RefSeq and is a predicted model, not a curated record. Gene Ontology annotation, molecular function: RNA binding. Gene Ontology annotation, biological process: ribosome biogenesis; mRNA splicing, via spliceosome; maturation of SSU-rRNA. Gene Ontology annotation, cellular component: small-subunit processome; precatalytic spliceosome; box C/D methylation guide snoRNP complex. Bases 70 to 456 code for a protein of 128 amino acids. The transcript has 5 exons.
UUUCAUCUUAAAAGCCCUAAAAAAUCCAUCUUUGGUUUUUCGUUUCCUCUGCGCAAAUACGCCGUAAUAAUGACAGGAGAAGCAGUAAACCCAAAAGCAUACCCAUUAGCAGAUGCUCAGCUUACAAUCACUAUUUUGGAUCUUGUUCAGCAAGCUGCUAAUUACAAACAACUCAAAAAGGGUGCCAAUGAAGCUACGAAGACCCUGAACAGGGGCAUUUCUGAAUUUGUAGUGAUGGCCGCAGAUGCUGAACCUCUUGAAAUUCUUCUUCAUCUUCCCCUUCUUGCCGAAGAUAAGAAUGUUCCCUAUGUUUUCGUCCCUUCGAAACAAGCAUUGGGGAGAGCAUGUGGAGUUACAAGACCGGUGAUUUCAUGUUCUGUGACUAGUAAUGAAGGAAGUCAACUGAGAUCCCAAAUCCAGCAGCUUAAGGAUGCCAUUGAGAAGCUCUUGAUCUAAGGAGCCUAUAUUCGGUGUGACGGGCCUUUAAGGCUUUGACUGAGGGUGUAUGUGUUAGGAAAAAGAAACCAUUUUCUUGGUUAUUUUACGAACAUUUGUUGUUUUUCAUGCAUUUUAAGCGAACUGGUGAUUAAGUUUUUUUUUUUUUUUUGGCAAUUUGGAUUAUUGUAUGCAUCUUGAAGAAUGUUGAAUGAAUGAACAAAAUUAAAAUGGUUCCGGUGA